Molecule: messenger RNA, 373 nt
Organism: Cryptomeria japonica (Japanese cedar)
Lineage: Eukaryota; Viridiplantae; Streptophyta; Pinopsida; Cupressales; Cupressaceae
Exons: 2
Coding region: 27-335 (102 amino acids)
Source: RefSeq, a predicted model, not a curated record
GCUGUAAUUCCUCUAAGCAGGUUGUGAUGAACCCUCCUUCAUCUCACUCUGCCGUGGACGAGUCAUGCUGUUGCAGGCUAUUUAAGGCAAUGGGUAAGUUUUGUGGAUGUUAUCCUUCGUCUGGCAUUAAUGACACCAAUCCAACUGAACAAAUAGUUCUGCUUAAAAGUUUCAUUCAAGACAAGCUACGAGCAAUCAAGACCCCAUCAGAGGCCUCAAUAAUGGGCAUUCAGCUCGGGACUGUGUCAUCUGGCAUAGACAUUGGUGGUCAGAUAGUGGAUACAAUUUCAAAGCAAGCGGAAAAAUUGAAGAAGGAGGUAAUGUAUAAAUGUUAAAAUUUCAUAGUAAAUGAAAAACUGACCCAUAGGAAAUA